Andrographis paniculata is the source of this 1872-nucleotide messenger RNA. RefSeq lists its product as uncharacterized. NCBI's taxonomy places the organism in Eukaryota, Viridiplantae, Streptophyta, Magnoliopsida, Lamiales, Acanthaceae. Gene Ontology annotation, biological process: spliceosomal snRNP assembly. Bases 490 to 1542 code for a protein of 350 amino acids. Gene Ontology annotation, molecular function: RNA binding; protein binding. The record is from RefSeq and is a predicted model, not a curated record. Gene Ontology annotation, cellular component: SMN complex. The transcript is spliced from 7 exons.
CUCUGAACUUUCUGCGCCUAGCCCUGUAGACGAUACAGUCCCAGUUUUGUAUCUAUGGAGUUUCUAGUUUUUCCUUAGAUUUAUUCUUUUCCUGUUAGAUUGUAGCACAAUUGACGAAUAAAUUUGAUCUAUCUAGGGUUAGGAGGUGCGGAUCCGCGCUGAGAUUGGAGGCGAUCAUAAUCGUUUCAAAAACUAGGGUUUCCCACCUGUGUUGAUUGCCGCCACUGCUACUUACCGGAUACACUGAUUGAUAGAAAUAGAAAGAUCAUUUCCGUGUUACAGUUGUGAUCUGUAGAGAUUUUUGUUGUUUUACUUUGUAAUUCAAAGCGUUUUUUCUAUUUUUGAAAGCUGGGAUCGCUCUUUUGUGGUCGGGCAAUUGGGCGUAUUUUUUUGUGUGUCAAAUUGUCGGUAUAGUUGGGAUUGGGAUCGGUGGCUAGGGUUUUGAUUUUUUGGAUUCAAUAGAAAAUAAGUCUUCUGCUGUGGGGGAGAAUGGAUAAGAAGAAGGCUGCGGCUCCCUUGGUUUGCCAUGGGCAUUCUCGCCCGGUUGUUGAUUUGUCCUACAGUCCGAUUACGCCUGAUGGUUUCUUCCUCGUCAGUGCAAGCAAGGACUCAACACCAAUGUUGAGAAAUGGAGAAACUGGAGAUUGGAUCGGAACCUUUCAGGGGCAUAAGGGUGCAGUAUGGAGUUGUUGCCUGGAUAAAAAUGCUCUUCGUGCAGCUUCUGCAUCAGCUGAUUUUUCCGCAAAACUCUGGGACGCAUUAACUGGGGAUGAACUACUUUCAUUUGAACACAAGCACAUAGUUCGAACAUGUGCCUUUUCCGAGGAUACCCACCUAUUGCUCACCGGAGGGAUGGAAAAACUCCUGCGCAUAUUUGAUCUGAAUCGACCCGAUGCACCAGCCCGGGAAAUCGAAAAGUCCCCCGGAUCAGUCCGAACUGUCGCUUGGCUCCACAGCGACCAGACAAUCUUAGGCUCCUGCACUGAUACCGGCGGAGUGAGAUUAUGGGAUGUAAGAACGGGCACAAUUGUCCGUACCCUCGAGACCAAAUCUCCCGUAACCAGCGCUGAAGUGAGCCAAGAUGGCCGCUACAUAACAACUGCCGAUGGUUCGACUGUCAAGUUUUGGGAUGCAAAUCACUUCGGGUUGGUGAAGAGUUACGAAAUGCCCUGCGUUUCGGAGUCGGCUUCGCUGGAGCCGACUUAUGGCAAUAAGUUUGUCACCGGCGGUGAAGACAUGUGGAUUCAUAUAUUCGAUUUUCACACCGGCGCAGAAAUUGGGUGCAACAAGGGACACCACGGGCCGGUCCACUGCGUGCGGUUCUCGCCGGGCGGCGAAUCGUACGCGUCCGGGUCGGAAGACGGGACGAUCAGAAUAUGGCAGAUGGGUCCGUUGACAAACGGGCAGGAGACUUCUUCCGGAAGCGCCAACGGGCCGAUUCUGAAUGCUAAGGAUGGUGGUGGUGCGACAAAUGAGGUAAUUCAUCGGAUUGAGAAUGUGCAUAUUUCUAAGGAUGAUAAGAAAACAGUGAGCAUGAAUUAGAAAGAGGGCUAUGCUUAUGAUAUAUGAAUGAUUGAAAUGGGAUUGUAUCAUCUUCUUAUUACAUACAUACAUACAUACAAAACUACAUUCUGUGUGUUCGUUUUUGCCUGGCCUGAGAGAGGUAUUACGGUAAAUGUUUUUUUAUGUGGUUUUGUGUCUUUUGUAAUAAACGUAUGCUUCAUCCUUUCUUGCUCCCUUCUUCUCUCCCUUGCCUGCAAACAAGACCUGCCGUGGACUCGUAAUCGUGAAGUUAUGGAUUUACUUAGUGUGAUUUGCUUUGUCGGAUCUAACUUACAUGCUGAUAUAUUCAGUCGGGAGAUUACAAUCAAA